This is a messenger RNA of Anoplopoma fimbria (sablefish), 2018 nucleotides long. It is a transcript of the gene tssc4, whose product is annotated as tumor suppressing subtransferable candidate 4. The record is from RefSeq and is a predicted model, not a curated record. Lineage: Eukaryota; Metazoa; Chordata; Actinopteri; Perciformes; Anoplopomatidae.
UCUCCGACAGAGUGGCAGUGUUUGGGGAGUUGGCUUCCUCAGUUUCCUACAGAGCGUCUGCAUAUCAAACAGAGACAGUAUGGACGCUACAACAAGAGCACCAACAUGGUGUUUGAUUUAGACGAGCUGCUGAGUCUUGUUUUUAAAAUGUGCGAUCAGAAAAAUGGCGGAGACCACGGUGAGAUUCUAAACAGUGAUGACGUGGACGACCUGUCAGCCAGUGAUGAAUCUGAGUCUGAAGAACUACCCAGCAGUGCUCCCUUUGACCCAGAGCUGGACGUUGACGACGACGAUGAUGACGAUGGCGGGGAGGUCGCGAUUUCCGCUCCAGCUGCUGGACACAGAUCUCUGACUCCAUUCAGCCUGAGAGGAGGAAGCUCGGCUUUCUCAAACCGCAGCCACAGCAUCUUUGAAUGCCUGGACAGUGUUGCUCGGCUGGCCUCCUCCUCUGUGAGCCCGGAUAAGGUCACAGAUGGAGUGUUUGCUCGACCUCUGCCUCCUCGUUCCAGGAGGAAGACGAGCCAGCCUCAAUCCAGCUGCCCCGUCCCGGCAAAGAAGAGAGGGACCCCGGACUACCUGGUGCACCCGGAGCGCUGGACCCACUACAGUCUGGAAGAUGUGGAAGAGACCAGCGAUCGGGACAACAGGAAGGCGGCUCACAGCUUCCUGUCCAGUCUGCAGCAGAGGAAGGAGCCACAGGAAAGCCGGGGUGAUACCUCCUGUAACACGCAACAGAAGCUGAUCUUCUCCAGACCCAGCGGGCUGCCGAACGAGCAACCUGCCGAUCAGCCGUCAGCCGUCAGAGGCAAGGAGAAGGAGCCGCGCCUCAGUCACCUGGAAGAGGAGGUCGAGGAUGAGGAGGGCAGGGAGAAGGAGAUGGCUGAAGGAAGGAGAACAGACCAGAGUGUACAGAAAGCUGAGGAAGUGGCGAGCGAUGAAGAAAGAGCGACCCGGGGAGUUGUGGAUCCACCGGAGGAGAGGAAACAGGUGCAGAAAGAAAAAUAUGAGGAGAAGGAGAAGAUGGAAGAGGCUAACCCAGCCUUCACCUCCUUCAGGAAGCCUAAGCGUCUGAACUACAGGAAGAACUCCGGGGCAGAGGACAACUGAGCACAACACAGCUCUCUGACACCUCAUCACUGUCUCAAAAUAAUACCAACGGUAGAGUUUAUUAUGUAAAAACAACAACAACAACAACAACUGUUGUCUCUUGAUUUUAGUCCAGUCCAGAGUUGACCAACCUGAACCUCAUUCAGAGUAAAAAGCAAAAGCAGGGUUCUGCUGGCCUCUCUGGUUGAAAGUUUAAAGCCUGCCUUACCUCUGACCCAACCCAACAUCUCAGAUUGGAAAUCUGUUCUGCUGCACCGGUUACCACGUCCAUCAGUGAUCCACGGAUUAGUUCAUCUGUUCUGUUGUUAGCAUGGCAGCUAACUCUCGUACCACACAGUAAGGCAACAACAUGACUUGAUUUAUGUAGUUAAACAUCAUGGUUUGGCAUGAAAUAACUAGUAUGUGAUGUUAUUGAAGUUACAGAAGUAAAUGGAAUAAGUCAACGUUUAGCUCUUUGUUUGACAAAGGAAACAAACGGCGUCCUCCUAAAUCCAGUGUUUGUCCGGCCCAUCCAUCCACCCUGACCUCAUCCUUGUGCAGAAUUAUUUGUGAUACAUCAAAAAAACGUCAUUGAAAAUGCAGUUUAGUUUAAUGGGAAUUUCAUUUUUAGGAGAAAUAAUUUUGAUGGUUUCAAUCUACAACAGUAAGUAAUGGAAUCAUCAGUUGAAUCCAUAUCAGCCUGAAAGACCAACAUGAAAACUCAAUGAAAUGUGGAACAUUUGGAACAUGAAUUUAUUACAUUUUGAAAAAAGAGCAUCCUGUUUACAUGUAGCUGGUCAAACAGUGGAGGGAAAUAGAAUCAGUGUAGGAAUUUAAAACUGUUGGUGUUGAUGGUUAUUUGAUUUAUAUUUCUUGUUGCAUGUUCUGUAUUUUGGAAAGUCUCAAUUAAAAUUUUUGAUUUAUAUCAUUCA